AGUCAGCCCUGCAUGCAACCAAGACAAAGGACAUCCUCCUUGGAUGUCUUGUGGGACACGGUGGCUAUGAGUGAGGCUGGGGCACACACAAGUAUAAGUCAUCAGCACCUCUGGCUGGAGAUGUUGAUCAUUCUUUCAACAUGGCCCUUGAAUGGGCAUGCUCAACACACCAGCCUCCCAGAAGUAGUGAUACCCUUACGGGUCACAGGCAACAGAACAAUGUGGGCUAUGGGAUGGCUGACCUAUAGCCUGCACUUUGGGGGCCAGAGGCAUGUUAUCUACAUGAAAGCCAACAAGUUUUUCAUGUCUAGACACCUCUCUGUGUUCACCUACACUGAGCAAGGUGCUCUACACAAAGAGCAGCCUUUUGUCCAGAAAGAUUGCUACUACAAUGGCUAUAUGGAUGGAGACCCAGAAUCCAUGGUUGCUCUUACCACCUGUUUGGGGGGCUUUCAUGGAAUGUUACAGAUAAAUGAGACAGUAUAUGAAAUUAAGCCCAAGAAUCUUUCUUCCAUAUUUGAACAUUUGGUUUACAAGAUAGACAAUGAGGAGACACAAUUACUCCCCAUGAGAUGCGCAUUAACAGAAGAGAAGAUAGCCCUGCAAAUGAAGCUUCAAGAGACUGAUAACCACACACUGAUGCAAAGCAGCUAUGAGGGCUGGUGGACCCACAAGCGUUUUCUUGACCUGGUAUUGGUCGUAGACCAUGAGCGAAUUCGUUAUCUGAAUGGCAAUCUGUCACAUGUGUUACGGGAAAUAUUGAUCAUUGUGCAUGUAAUAAAUGAGGUUUAUCGUCCACUGGAUGUUGAGGUAGUUUUACUCGGAGUUGAGAUGUGGAAUAAAAAAAACCAAGUGGCAGUGACUACCAUAGAAGACCUCCUGGAUGGUUUUUGUUAUUGGAAAACUCUUAGCCUUAAUAAUCGUAUUCAAAAUGACAUUGCACAUCUUUUUGUGAAACAUGAUUUUGGUAUGUAUCUUGGCUUAGCCUAUGUUGGAUCUGUUUGUGUGCCAUUUGUUAAUUGUGGAGUUGAUCGUCUGAUAGGACGAAAUCUUGUUCAUUUUGGACAUAUUACAGCACAUGAAAUGGGUCAUAAUUUGGGUAUGAUGCAUGAUGAGGAAACAUGUACAUGUGGAAAGCAAGCAUGCUUAAUGGCUCCAACAGACAAUGCUUCCCGGAAAUUCAGUAACUGCAGUUAUGCUUCAUUUUUGAGAACUUAUGCUAUUGCCAAGUGUCUGCACAAGGAAAAGAAACCAGUUAGCAACUACAAAUUAAAGUACUGUGGGAAUGGUGUGGUUGACGAUGGAGAGCAGUGUGAUUGUGGAUCUUCAGAAAUGUGUACAAAAGAUUCAUGUUGUAGGAAUGAUUGUACCUUCAAAUAUGGAUCUGCCUGUGCUUUUGGGCUUUGCUGCAAAGAUUGCAAGAUCAUGCCAUUAGGCACAAUGUGCAGAGAACCGGCCAAUGAAUGUGACCUUCCAGAAUGGUGUGAUGGACAUUCACAUGAGUGCCCUAAUGAUGUUUAUUUGCUUGAUGGGAGCUCCUGUAAAGAUGGUGGCUACUGCUUUGAAAAGAGAUGUAAUAGCCGAGAUGAACAGUGCCAGCAAAUCUUUGGCAAAGAAGCCAGGAGUGCAGCUCAGAGUUGCUACAGGGAAAUCAACACCCAAGGAGACCGUUUUGGCAACUGUGGUAUAUUCAGAAGUACAUACCUAAGAUGUAAGGACUCAGACAUCCUCUGUGGGAGAGUUCAGUGUGAGAAUGUAAAAGCUAUUCCUACUUUGGAAGGACAUUCCACUGUCCACUGGAUUCACCUCAAUGGUGUCACCUGUUGGGGAACUGACUACCAUUUUGGGAUGACAAUACCUGACAUUGGCCAUGUGAAAGAUGGCACAGACUGUGGUCCAGAGCAUGUGUGCAUUGAUAGGAAGUGUGUCAAUAAGUCAUUUUGGGUAAGUGAUUGUUCACCAAAGACAUGCAAUAUGAAAGGGGUCUGCAAUAAUUUACGCCAUUGCCACUGCAACCUUGGGUGGGAACCACCAUUUUGCCUGACACAUGGCUUUGGGGGGAGUAUUGACAGUGGCCCUUUUUCUGGGAAAAGAAAGACUCACAUGAAAAUUAUCAUGACUGUAACUAUUUUGACCUUCCUUCUUGUUUUUUCAGCCUUUGUGUUAAAAGUGUUAAAAGUUGUUUGGGAUACUUAUAAAAGAUCUCCUAGGAAGGAUGAAUCCAGUGUUCCUUCUUCAGAUGAUAAAUAA
Messenger RNA from Cricetulus griseus (Chinese hamster), 2250 nucleotides. NCBI's taxonomy places the organism in Eukaryota, Metazoa, Chordata, Mammalia, Rodentia, Cricetidae. The record is from RefSeq and is a predicted model, not a curated record.